Messenger RNA from Physella acuta, 3180 nucleotides. Its product is annotated as ankyrin repeat domain-containing protein 50-like. NCBI's taxonomy places the organism in Eukaryota, Metazoa, Mollusca, Gastropoda, Physidae. Gene Ontology annotation, molecular function: protein binding. The record is from RefSeq and is a predicted model, not a curated record.
AUGGGCAAUCAGCAGGAGUUAAUCAACUUAAAGUUAGCCUAUAAAGCUAAAGACAACGAAGCUAUAAAAAUCAUUUUGGAAAGUAAAACAAUAGUAGAUUUGGUUCUUAAAAAUGGAAUUAAUGCAUUGAUGUUAGCCUCUACAAAUGGAGACUGUAAAAGUAUAAAAACACUCAUUGAACUGGGAGCUAAAGUAAAUCAGGCGGAUAAUCAUGGAUGUACCGCAUUGAUGUUAGCCUCUAAAAAUGGAGAGUGUGAAAGUAUAAAAACACUAAUUAGAAAGGGAGCUGAAGUAAAUCAGGUGGAUAAUCUUGGAUGUACCGCAUUGAUGUUAGCCUCUAAAAAUGGAGACUGUAAAAGUAUAAAAACACUCAUAGAAAAGGGAGCUAAAGUAAAUCAGGCGGAUAAUCUUGGAUGUACCGCAUUGAUGUUAGCCUCUAAAAAUGGAGAGUGUGAAAGUAUAAAAACACUCAUUGAACUGGGAGCUAAAGUAAAUCAGGCGGAUAAUCUUGGAUGUACCGCACUGAUGUUAGCCUCUAAAAAUGGAGACUGUAAAAGUAUAAAAACACUCAUUGAAAAGGGAGCUAAAGUAAAUAAGACGGAUAAUCUUGGAUGUACCGCAUUGAUGUUAGCCUCUAAAAAUGGAGAGUGUGAAAGUAUAAAAACACUCAUGGAACUGGGAGCUGAAGUAAAUCAGGCGGAUAAUCUUGGAUGUACCGCAUUGAUGUUAGCCUCUAAAAAUGGAGACUGUAAAAGUAUAAAAACACUCAUAGAAAAGGGAGCUAAAGUAAAUAAGACGGAUAAUCUUGGAUGUACCGCAUUGAUGUUAGCCUCUAAAAAUGGAGACUGUAAAAGUAUAAAAUCACUCAUUGAAAAGGGAGCUAAAGUAAAUAAGACGGAUAAUCUUGGAUGUACCGCAUUGAUGUUAGCCUCUAAAAAUGGAGAGUGUGAAAGUAUAAAAACACUCAUUGAAAAGGGAGCUGAAGUAAAUCAGGCGGAUAAUCUUGGAUGUACCGCAUUGAUGUUAGCCUCUAAAAAUGGAGAGUGUGAAAGUAUAAAAACACUCAUUGAAAAGGGAGCUGAAGUAAAUCAGGCGGAUAAUCUUGGAUGUACCGCAUUGAUGUUAGCCUCUAAAAAUGGAGAGUGUGAAAGUAUAAAAACACUCAUUGAAAAGGGAGCUGAAGUAAAUCAGGCGGAUAAUCUUGGAUGUACCGCAUUGAUGUUUGCUUCUAAAUGUGGACUCAGACAGGCGGUUGAAAUGUUGUUAGAAAAAGGAAAUAUACAUGCAGUUACCCAACACGAGAGGACUGGAAAAAGCAAAAAAAAAGAUGUUACAGUUUUAGUUGAUACCAUUUGUAAAAUUGAUACAUCGGAUUUUGAUGGUUUGGAUGCUUUGAUGUUAGCUUCUAUGAACGGAUACGAAGAAGUUGUAGACAUUUUAUUAAAAAAUAAAGCUAAAGUAAAUAAAGUUCAGUGUGACGGUUUGACAUCAUUAAUGUUGGCCUGCAAACAUGGACACAAGGAAGUUGUUAAGAAAUUAACAGAAAAUAAAGCUGAUGUAAACAUUGUUGAUGGAAACGGAUGGAGUGCAUUAAUGUUAGCAUCCAAAUAUGGACACAAGGAAGUUGUUAAGCUUCUAAUAAAAAAUAAAGCUGAUGUAAAUAUUGUUGAUGGUAACGGAUGGAAUGCAUUAAUGUUAGCGUCCAAAUAUGGACACAAGGAAAUAGUUGAACUGUUAAUAGAUAGUUUUAUUAAAAAAAAAAAGAAAUCAAAAGAAACUUCAAAAGAUCAAAAUGAAACUCAAAAAGAACAAAAAGAAUCCCCAAAAGAACCAACAGAAACCCCAAAAGAACAAAAAGAAACCCCAACAAAUAAAAAAAAAAGCAACUGUAAACUUGAUACUACUAACAAAGCUGGGUACACUGCUUUAAUCAUUGCGUCCCAAUGCGGACAUGAACAAAUAGUAGAUAUAUUAAUAAAAAAUGGAAGUAAUGUUACAAGCAUUGAAAACAACGGCAGGACGGCUUUAAUGAUAGCAUCUGAAUAUGGAAGAGAAAAGGUUUUCACAACUUUAAUAGAAAAUGGUAGUGACGUAAAUAAUUUUGAUUUUGAUGGCAGUAAUGCGUUAAUGUUAGCCUCAAAAAACGGACACAAAAAUAUUAUACAUUUACUAAUUGAUACAGAAGCUGAAGUAAAUAACGCUCGAUUUGAUGGUCGAAAUGCAUUAAUGUUAGCAUGUCAUGAAGGACAAAAAGCAACUGUUGAAUUACUAAUUAGAAAAAAGAUAUCUGUUAAUGCAGUGGACAAACAGCAAUGCAAUGCCUUGAUGAUAGCUUCAAUGAGAGGAUAUGACAAAAUUGUAUCACUACUGACUGUACACAUAGAGAAAAUUGACGCGUUUGACAAGGAUGGUUGGACGGCCUUAAUGUUUGCUUGUCACGUGGGGUAUGAGAAAGUUGUUGAUGUUUUGCUGGGUAAAAAUGCUAGAGUAGAUGUUAAAGAUAAAGAUGGAUGGAAUGCUAUAAUGAUUGCCGCUGAGCGAGGACACGCAAAUAUCAUAGGCAAAUUAAUAGCACAAAGAGAAGAACUGGUCGCUAAGAAAAACAAGGAUGGAUAUACUGCAUUAAUGCUGGCUUCGCAGAAUGGACAUGCCAAGUGCGUAAAGCUUUUGUUACCAAAUUCAAACAUUAAUGAUUGCGAAAAUCUUGGAAAAUGGAAUGCAUUAAUGUUAGCCUCACAUAAAGGAAGUUUCAAGUCAGUGGAGCUAAUUUUAAACACACCAAAUAUAGACAUCGGUGCGUUUGAAGCUGGGGGAUACAACGCGUUAAUGAUAGCUGCACAGAAUUCUGAUAAACACAUAAAUAUUGUAGAAGCUCUAAUUAGAAGAGGAAGCAGCGUUAAUUCGGAAAAUAAUUAUUCCCCUGAACAACUAGAAAAUGAAUGUUUUGCUUUCAAAGUAACAAAAGAUAUAAAAUUCAACAACAAAGAUAGGAUGGUUUGCAGUUAUGAUACUUAUGGUGAUUUAGGCAUCAGUGCUAGAUCAUACAUCAACAAGUCUUCCACUUCACAAACAAACUGGUACGAAGCCAGUAAACAAUCUCUGUGUGUAGACAAACAGCAGCGCUGCAAGAACUUGCGCAACUUACCAGGUGUUGAAAUAUCUCUGUGGGGGUUGAGUUAA